AUUUUUCUCGACAUCAACAUACAAUACCACCAAAAUGGCCACAUACGACAGCGACUCUGAUUUCGAGGACGAGAACUUUACAGAGACAAACGUCCUACUCGGUUACGCCACCAAGGAUGUAGCAGACGACACAACCAGCCAGUUGGGCGGACACCCUACAUGGCUAGAUGAGAAGACGACACCGCCCGGCGACUUGGCCAAAUGCAAGAACUGCAACAACCUCUUGACACUGCUGCUUCAACUGAACGGCGACCUGCCCGACCGUUUCCCUGGCCAUGAACGACGACUCUACCUCUGGGCAUGUAAGAGAAAGGCCUGCAGAAGAAAGGACGGCAGCGUGAGAGCUUUCAGAGCCAUCCGCGCAUCAGCAAUUCCCGCCGAGUCAGAGAAGCCCAAACAACAGAAAAAGGAGGAAACACCACAAGAACCCGCCGCUCCUGCGGCGCCAAAGACGAACAUCGGCGAGUCUCUCUUCGGUGUCAAGCCUCCCACUUCUGGAUCUUCUCCUCUCAACCCUUUCGCUACCGGCGGCGCCUCAUCACGCCCUGCAAACCCCUUCUCUACCGCCCCCGCUUCCUCACCAGCGGCUCCUUCGCCCGCAGCUCCUACACCAGCAGCCACACAACCCACACCUUCUCUCUCUGAGACUUUCGCCAGCAAAGCGCGCAUCUCGAGCCCAGAGCCCAACACCACACCAGCCAUCCCCACCGGCCCCCGCGAGCCCUGGCCCCAACAAUCCUCUUUUCCCCCGCCCUACCCCUCCUACUACCUCGACGCCGACUACGAAACCCUCGACGCCGAAAAGCCCGAGAUCCCCCAACAAACACGCGUGGACAUGGAUCUCGACGCCGGCGAAGGCGGUCCCUCUGGUCAAGACAUGGACGUCAAAGAUGCCUUUGAAUCAAGCAUGGACAAAGCCUUCCAACGCUUCGCCGACCGCAUGUCCCAAAACCCAGAGCAAAUCCUUCGUUACGAGUUUGCUGGGCAGCCAUUGCUUUACUCGAAAACAGAUGCUGUGGGUAGAUUGUUGGGUGCGCAUCAAGAUUCUGCGUCUAGCAAUGCCAAGGUCAAGACUAGUGGUAAGACUGGAAUGCCUAAGUGCAACAACUGUGGUGCGGAGAGGUUGUUCGAACUGCAAUUGACUCCUUAUGCUAUUGUGGAACUUGAAGCCGAGGAGUUGGGCUUGGAGGGUAUGGAAUGGGGUACCGUUAUCCUUGGUGUUUGUGAAAAGGACUGCGUUAUGCGUGGGCAGAAGGAGGGUGAGGUUGGUUAUGUCGAGGAGUGGGUUGGUGUUCAGUGGGAAGAGUUGACUGGAAAGAAGUAA
Molecule: messenger RNA, 1324 nt
Organism: Aureobasidium pullulans EXF-150
Lineage: Eukaryota; Fungi; Ascomycota; Dothideomycetes; Dothideales; Saccotheciaceae
Exons: 2
Coding region: 35-1324 (429 amino acids)
Biological process (GO): maturation of SSU-rRNA
Cellular component (GO): cytoplasm
Source: RefSeq, a predicted model, not a curated record